This is a messenger RNA of Dermochelys coriacea (leatherback sea turtle), 3326 nucleotides long. It is a transcript of the gene MARK3, whose product is annotated as microtubule affinity regulating kinase 3. The transcript is spliced from 20 exons. Gene Ontology annotation, molecular function: protein serine/threonine kinase activity; ATP binding. NCBI's taxonomy places the organism in Eukaryota, Metazoa, Chordata, Testudines, Dermochelyidae. The coding region runs from base 654 to 3119 and encodes 821 amino acids. The record is from RefSeq and is a predicted model, not a curated record. Gene Ontology annotation, cellular component: plasma membrane; cytoplasm. Gene Ontology annotation, biological process: intracellular signal transduction; protein phosphorylation.
GCGGCCAUCUUGGAUCCUCCAGCCCGGAGCGGGCGGCGCUGAGCGGCGGAGUGGGGGCGGGGGCUGCAGGCUGCCGGAGCCGGCCCGCGGGGCUCCUGACACCCGGCUCGGAAGGCGCAGGGGAAGCCGGGUGGGGGAGGCCCGGCAUGCGAGCGGAGGCCCGGUGAAGCGGGGCUGGGGGGAGAAAGGAGGGGGAAGCGCUUCGGAGCGGGCCUGCCUGGCUGCCAGUGCUCGGAGCUGGCUGCGGAGCGGCGGCUUGUUUUCCCGGCCCGGCUCUGCAGCGCCCCGCUGCCUUCUCCGGGCCGCCUCCUCGCCCCCCUCAGCCCGCUGCGCUCUGCAAGGAUCCCCGCACCAGCCCCCCCUCUGCGCGCUGGGCUCCUAAGCUGGCUGUAGGAUGAGCCCGGAGGACUCCCCGGGGGAGACGCUGCUCCAUCGCCAGGCUGGAAUAUAGCUCAGAAGUGGGGUGGCGGCGGUGGAAAUAAGCGGCCCCCCCCACCCCCCUCCCUUUGAUGGUGGCCUUUCGUAACCACUGUCUCGCAGCAGAGUGACGGGCGUUCUUGGGGGGGGGGUGGUCGGUUUUUGCUGGGGGCGGGGGGGGGGUGUUUUGUUUUGCUGUGGCAAGCAGCCAGUGGCUCCGGCACAAGCGAAUUAAAAUGUCCACUAGAACUCCCUUGCCUACGGUGAAUGAACGCGACACCGAGAAUGAUGUCGUCUCUUCACUGGGGGAAGGCUUUUGUGAAAAGCACACCUCUCAUGGAGAAGGACGUCAAGAAGUUUCCUCACGAACUGGGCGCUCUGGAGCUCGCUGUAGAAAUUCUAUAGCUUCCUGUGCAGAUGAGCAACCUCAUAUUGGAAAUUACAGACUUCUUAAAACGAUUGGAAAGGGGAAUUUUGCAAAAGUAAAGUUGGCUAGACACAUCCUUACUGGCAGAGAGGUUGCAAUAAAAAUAAUUGACAAAACACAAUUGAACCCAACUAGUCUUCAAAAGCUUUUCAGAGAAGUAAGAAUAAUGAAGAUUUUAAAUCAUCCAAAUAUAGUGAAGUUAUUUGAAGUAAUUGAAACUGAAAAAACUCUCUACUUAAUCAUGGAGUAUGCAAGUGGGGGUGAAGUAUUUGAUUAUCUGGUUGCACAUGGAAGAAUGAAGGAAAAGGAAGCAAGAGCUAAAUUUAGACAGAUAGUAUCUGCAGUGCAGUACUGCCAUCAAAAACAUAUUGUUCAUAGAGAUCUCAAGGCUGAAAAUCUAUUGCUAGAUGCAGAUAUGAACAUUAAAAUAGCAGACUUUGGUUUUAGCAAUGAAUUUACAGUUGGAAAUAAACUGGACACAUUUUGUGGCAGCCCACCAUAUGCUGCUCCAGAGCUCUUCCAAGGCAAGAAAUAUGAUGGACCUGAAGUAGAUGUUUGGAGUUUAGGUGUUAUUCUUUACACUCUUGUUAGUGGAUCUCUUCCUUUUGAUGGACAGAACUUAAAGGAACUGAGAGAAAGAGUACUAAGGGGAAAAUACAGGAUCCCUUUCUACAUGUCAACAGACUGUGAAAACCUCCUCAAACGUUUUCUGGUGCUAAACCCAACUAAAAGAGGCACUCUAGAGCAAAUCAUGAAGGACCGGUGGAUCAAUGCAGGGCAUGAAGAUGAUGAGCUAAAACCUUUUGUUGAACCAGAGCUAGACAUCUCAGACCAGAAGAGAAUAGAUAUUAUGGUUGGAAUGGGAUACUCUCAAGAAGAAAUUCAAGAAUCCCUUAGUAAAAUGAAGUAUGAUGAAAUCACAGCUACAUACUUAUUGUUAGGGAGAAAAUCAUCAGAGUUGGAUGCUAGUGAUUCAAGCUCCAGCAGCAAUCUUUCCCUUGCUAAAGUUAGGCCAAGUAGUGAUCUCAACAACAGCACUGGACAAUCGCCUCAUCACAAAGUGCAGAGAAGCAUAUCUUCCAGCCAAAAACAGCGACGGUACAGCGAUCAUGCUGGACCAUCUAUCCCUCCGGUAGUGGCGUAUCCAAAAAGAAGCCAGACUAGCACUACAGACAGUGACCUGAAAGAAGAUGGAAUUCAGACAAGGAAAUCUAGCAGUAGUGCUGCUGGGGGAAGAGGAAUUGCUCCAGCUAGCCCUAUGCUUGGAAAUGCUAACAAUCCAAAUAAGGCUGAUAUUCCUGAACGUAAGAAAAGUUCUGCUGUCCCCAGUAAUAAUACUGCAUCUGGGGCAAUGACACGCCGCAAUACAUACGUUUGUAGCGAGAGAACCACUGCAGAUAGACAUUCAGUAAUCCAAAAUGGCAAGGAGAACAGCCUGACAGAAAUGUUCGCUUAUGCAGCUAGCCCUGCUUCAGUUUGUACCACUUCCUCCUCCAGCAUUCGGCUGCGACAUCAGAAGUCGAUGUCCGUGUCAGUCUCUGUGCACACGAAGAUGAUGUUACCUCCAAUAAACAAUGACACAGAUAACUUCAAGCUUAUUACUGUUUCUGAUCAAAGAACUCCUGUCGCUUCAACUCAUAGCAUUAGCAGUGCAACUACACCUGAUCGCAUUCGUUUCCCAAGAGGAACUGCCAGUCGUAGCACUUUUCAUGGUCAACUAAGAGAGCGACGUACUGCUACAUACAAUGGACCACCUGCCUCACCCAGUCUAUCCCAUGAAGCAACACCACUUUCACAGACUCGGAGCAGGGGCUCCACUAAUCUUUUUAGUAAAUUAACUUCAAAACUAACAAGAAGAAACAUGUCAUUCAGGUUUAUCAAAAGGCUCCCGACUGAAUAUGAGAGGAACGGGAGAUAUGAGGGCUCAAGUCGCAAUGUAGCUGUGGAUCAGAAGGAUGAAAACAAGGAAGCCAAGCCCCGCUCACUGAGGUUUACUUGGAGCAUGAAAACUACCAGUUCCAUGGAUCCUAAUGAUAUGAUGAGGGAAAUUCGUAAAGUCUUGGAUGCCAAUAAUUGUGACUAUGAACAAAGAGAGCGUUUCUUGCUUUUCUGUGUCCAUGGCGAGGGACAUGCGGAAAAUCUUGUCCAGUGGGAGAUGGAGGUGUGUAAACUGCCAAGACUGUCACUGAAUGGAGUCCGCUUUAAGCGGAUAUCGGGAACAUCCAUAGCAUUUAAAAACAUUGCUUCCAAAAUUGCCAAUGAAUUAAAGCUGUAAGAAAAAGUAAUUAAGUUGUAAAUUAAGUAGCAAUUUCAAGUGUUUUUGAGAACACCGAUGGAAAUGUAUAGAAUAAUAUUUAGGCAAUAAUUUCUGCAUCUUUUGAAUCAUGAUAUUAAAAAAAAAAAAUUGAAACAAGCUGCUGAGCUGGGAGGGAGAGUUUUUUUAUAAGUGCACUACAGCAUUAAAGUUGCCUACUAUGUAAAA